AUGACAUACCGACAAAUCAUCCUCACCUGGCUCCUGCUCUUGCUCCAAGGCUCCCGACGCCUCUACGAAAGCCUCGAGUUCUCCCGCCCUUCAAAGUCGAGAAUGUGGAUAGGGCAUUGGAUGAUCGGGGUGGGAUUUUAUAUGGCGACUAGUAUUGCCAUCUGGGUCGAAGGAAUGCCCGCCAUUCAAGCCCACAACUUCACCGUCCUCAAACCCACCGACUUCGCCCUCUCCGGCCCAAACCUCUACACUUUCCUCGGCACCCUCCUCUUCAUCCUCGCCUCGGGCUUCCAACACGAUGUCCACGCUUACCUCGCCUCGCUCAAAACCGCCACAGCCUCCACAAACAACAAACAGCCGUCUCCCAACCCAACCCCCUACACCCUCCCCACCCACCCCGCCUUCUCGACCCUCAUCUGCCCGCACUACACAGCCGAAUGCCUCAUCUACCUCUCCCUAACCUUGAUCGCCACCCCACCUACGGCCUGGGUGAACUGGACAAUGUUCUGCGCUUUCAUAUUCGUUGUUGUGAAUUUGGGAGUCACGGCGUAUGGGACCAGGGAAUGGUAUACCCGUCAAUUUGGCUCGGAGGCUGUGAGGGGGAGGUGGAGGAUGGUGCCGUUUGUGUUUUAG
This is a messenger RNA of Recurvomyces mirabilis, 633 nucleotides long. RefSeq lists its product as uncharacterized. Gene Ontology annotation, cellular component: endoplasmic reticulum. Bases 1 to 633 code for a protein of 210 amino acids. The record is from RefSeq and is a predicted model, not a curated record. Gene Ontology annotation, biological process: polyprenol catabolic process; dolichol-linked oligosaccharide biosynthetic process. NCBI's taxonomy places the organism in Eukaryota, Fungi, Ascomycota, Dothideomycetes, Mycosphaerellales, Teratosphaeriaceae. Gene Ontology annotation, molecular function: 3-oxo-5-alpha-steroid 4-dehydrogenase activity. The transcript is spliced from 2 exons.